Molecule: messenger RNA, 1617 nt
Organism: Anguilla rostrata (American eel)
Lineage: Eukaryota; Metazoa; Chordata; Actinopteri; Anguilliformes; Anguillidae
Product: odorant receptor 131-2-like
Exons: 1
Coding region: 8-922 (304 amino acids)
Biological process (GO): detection of chemical stimulus involved in sensory perception of smell; G protein-coupled receptor signaling pathway
Cellular component (GO): membrane
Molecular function (GO): olfactory receptor activity; odorant binding; G protein-coupled receptor activity
Source: RefSeq, a predicted model, not a curated record
AUGAGCCAUGGAUCGGAACAGAAGCAGUGACCUGAUUCAAAUUGAUAGCGACCACAGAGGGGUGAGGAUGAGGAUGGCCAUAGUGCAGGUGCUGGUGUGUUUCUUUAUCUAUAUUGACAUCUUCAUGCUCUUCACCUUCUUCAGUAAGCAGGCUUUCCGGGGCAAUGCACGCUACAUCCUGUUUGCUCACACCCUGCUGGUGGACACUAUACUUCUGAUACUCACAGACCUGGUGGUGCUGCUUGGCUAUUCCUAUGUGGUGCUUCCGGUGGGUCGCUGCGUCGUGCUCUGCAUUCUCAUGGGGAUUACCGCCAAAAACACGCCCUACACCAUCACCGCCAUGUGCCUGGAGCGCUACGUGGCCAUCUGCAUGCCGCUUAGACACGCCAGCAUCUCCACCACCGGCAGGACCAUGGCUGUCAUCGCUGUCGUCUGGGCAUUCAGCUCCGUCAGAGUCAUCGUGGAUCUCAUUAUUUUUGUUGUCUUGGCCCCAACGGAAUACUUUGCCAAGCCCACUUCAUGCUACUACCAGGUCAUGCUGGUGACUGAGUGGCACAAUCUCAUGUAUGUCAUAUUUAAUCAGAUGGACUUUGGUAUUAUUAUGGUGAUCAUACUGUUCUGUUACACCAAGAUCAUGCUGGCAGCUCAGACUGCCUCUGGAGAGAAUAAGCAGUCUGUGUCAAAGGGGCGACGCACGCUCCUGUUCCACGGCCUGCAGCUCAUUCUGUGCAUGGCUGAACUGUGGGGCCCCUACAUAUCAGCUGUUGUUUUGGAGCAAAGUCCACACUUGUACCUGCACAUCCGAUUCUUCAGUUUCGUUGCAUUUACGAUUGUCUCAAGGGCCCUGAGUCCCCUCAUCUAUGGCCUUAGGGAUAAAAAGUUUUGCCUUGCCCUGAAAUAUUACAUGAGCUGCAAGGUCUAGCCCCUCUCUGGAGAAAUGUAGCAGCUUAGGAGUGUGUAUGAAUGUGUAACAGAGAAAGCCACACAAAAAAGACUUCUGUGUACAUUGGUAUCAGGAGACUGAUCGCCUACAUUUCAAAAUUAGCUGUGUGCUGGUGUCCCAAGCUUGAUAUCAAUUGAUCUCAAUUCCUUAUAAAAUUAAAAGGUCACAUUUUUCUGGAAAGGAAGUAGGAGUGAUGAAAUUGUUUAUAUGAACACAUAUAACUAAACAUUUUUCUGUUUUCAUUUUUAAUAAAAAUGUAACUAGUGCAUCAGGAAUUACAGCUUUUAUUGUCCUAAGCACAUUUAGUUCAGCAAUGAAUGGUAUUCACCAUGUAAAUUAUGUGUUUCCCCACCUGAACAAAAAUACAGACUGCCACAUCUGUGACUUCCAGUGACAUCUCAUGGCUGGGUGUAGGGCUGUUCUUCAUUCCCGUAAGAAAUGGCUUUUUAGACAAUCAGUUGCCAGCACCAGAUUGUAGAUAAUAGUGCCAUUUCCUGAUCAGCUCAGUUAUGAGGUACAUGUGUGUGUCUUUACAAUAAUACCUCAUUUUAACUCUCACAUGAGAAAGCUGGUUAUUUUGAUAGGCUCACUUGAAGUGAUUACCUGAAUUUUAAUAUCUUGUUUGUGUGUGUGUGUGUGUGUGUUCUCUUUCGCCAAAUAAAAUUUUGAAAUUA